Carya illinoinensis is the source of this 2456-nucleotide messenger RNA. Its product is annotated as cysteine-rich receptor-like protein kinase 3. The record is from RefSeq and is a predicted model, not a curated record. The coding region runs from base 315 to 2093 and encodes 592 amino acids. The transcript has 8 exons. Gene Ontology annotation, biological process: protein phosphorylation. NCBI's taxonomy places the organism in Eukaryota, Viridiplantae, Streptophyta, Magnoliopsida, Fagales, Juglandaceae. Gene Ontology annotation, molecular function: ATP binding; protein kinase activity.
UGGACGAAAUGUCGGUCAGAGUUAAAGACUAGAUCCUGCGGGUUGCGUGCGGCGGGACCCAACUGGAUCCUCUGUUUCCUGUUGUCAUCGAACAUGGAAGCGGAAAGCUUGAAACAUUGUACGACUUUUGAAGGCAACCCACCAUUGAUUUAUGGUCAAACACAUUUUCACACACGCAAGUCUUUCUCGCUUCCCAAACACCAGAACAAACGCCCUCAUAUAAGAGCAGAGCUACAGAGGCUGCUCGCGUAUGCUCCAACAGAACUGCCCCAACGGCAGAGAGGCGAACCUUCGUAGCGAGCUUCCUGGAAUCCAUGGACACCGUGACCCCUCUGAUUGCCACCCAAAGAUACGCGGCCGUUGUGAACGGCACUGGCAAUAACACGGUUUACGCUUUUGGUGAGUGCAUGAAGGAUCUUUCACAAACGGACUGUAACGUCUGCUUUGCCCAGUGCAAGACCCAGGUCCUCAGGUGUCUCCCUUUUCAACUAGGCACCCGUGGCGGCAGGCUUUUCUAUGACGGAUGUUUUCUCAGGUACGAUGACUACUAUUUCUUUACAGAGACUGUGAGUUUGGAAGACAGGACCGUGUGUGCGACCAAAGAUUUCGUUGGGAAUGAUACUGUUUUCAGCUCGAAUGUUAAACAUUUGGUGAGGAAUCUGAGCGUGGUAGCGCCUAAGAAUGAUGGGUUCUCUGUGGGGUCUGUGACCAAAGGAAAUAUCACGGUUUUUGGUUUGGCUCAGUGUUGGGAACUUGUUAAUGGUACUGCUUGCGCGGAGUGCUUGGCGAAUGCGUCGGCUAAGAUUGGGUCGUGUGCUCCAAAAGAAGAAGGAAGGGCCUUGAACGCUGGUUGUUACUUGAGGUAUUCGACCCAAAAGUUCUACUUCAAUUCGAGUGAGCCUGUUGAAGAAAGUAAUCGAGGGCGCCACUUGGCUGUUACUUUGGCUGCAACAUCUUCUGCUUUCGCUUUUGUGCUGGUUAUAGCAACGGUUGUUUUCAUUGUGAGGAAGAAUGUGCUCAAAAAGAGGAGAGAGAGAAAGCAACUAGGUGCUCUCUUAACCACGGUGAACAACUCCAGACUCAAUUUUUCAUAUGAAAUUCUUGAAAGGGCCACAAAUUACUUUCACGACUCCAAUAAGCUGGGACAAGGAGGAUCUGGUGCAGUUUACAAAGGAGUUUUGCCAGAUGGGAAGGUUGUUGCCAUCAAGAGGCUUUUCUUCAAUACAAGGCAAUGGGUGGAUCAUUUUUUUAAUGAAGUCAAUUUGAUCAGUGACAUCCAUCACAAAAAUCUUGUUAAGUUGCUAGGAUGCAGCAUCACAGGCCCUGAAAGCCUUCUUGUUUACGAAUAUGUGCCGAAUCAAAGCCUUCACGAUUACUUUUCUGGUAAAAAGAAUGUUCAGAUGCUAAGGUGGGAGCUGAGGUAUAAGAUCAUACUGGGUACAGCUGAAGGCUUAGCCUAUCUUCAUGAGGAAUCGAGGAUAAGGAUCAUUCAUAGAGACAUUAAAUUGGGAAAUAUCCUGCUUGAUGAGGACUUUGCAGCAAAGAUUGCAGAUUUUGGACUUGCUAGGUUAUUUCCAGAAGAUAAGACUCACAUCAGCACUGGCGUUGCAGGCACACUAGGUUACAUGGCUCCAGAGUAUGUUGUUCGUGGCAAAUUGACUGAGAAAGCAGACAUUUACAGUUUUGGUGUUCUUGUAAUUGAAGUUGUAUGCGGAAAGAGAAACAAUGCCUUCUCUCAGAGUUCAUAUUCUCUGCUACAAAUGGUUUGGAACCUUCAUGGAACUGGCAGGCUCUCUGAAGCUGUUGAUCGAGAUUUAGAGGGCAUGUUUCAAGAAGAGGAGGCAUCUCGAUUGCUUAAAAUAGGACUCCUAUGUGUACAGGCUUCUGCAGAGCUGCGGCCAGCAAUGUCCACAGUUGUGAAAAUGUUAACUGAUAGUCAUGAAAUUUCUCAGCCAACACAGCCUCCGUUUCUUAAUUCUAGUAUUGCAGAGAUACACCAAUACAUACCACCUAAAACUUACAGUUUUGAGCCCGGGUCCCAGUCUCAUUCUUCAGGGAAUAAUAUGACGGAAAGUGAGAUUGUGCCCAGAUGAAACACUUUCCUUCCUCUCAUCUUGUACAUUAUUCAUUCCCGUACCUUAAAACUCUUACAGGUGACCCAUUUCCCCUGAUGUUGUUGCCAGCUUGAUGUUCUUGUCUACAUGAUUUUCUAUUGAGCUUCUACUUGCAAGUCGAUAUAGAGAUGUAUUUAGUUUUUAAACUUAUCUUGUAAAUUAAAUUUUGCAAUGUGGAAGGCAUAUUCUUCACUCCGCCUGGAAGUAGAAUUUUUCUUUUCUAUCCAUUGUAUUAGCAGCACAUUGAAAUAGUUUUCCAGAAGGGUCAAUUUUUGGUAGCUGAUUGUAACAUCUCGCGUUGACCAUUAAUUUGAAUAUAAUAGGGUGCAAAGUGAUCUACUA